GUGUUAUUUAUUCGGUAAUGAGCUGUCUAUGUCUUCGUAUUAUAGACAACAAAACUCAUUCACUAAUGUCUGGCAAUGCCUAAAAGCAGACUUUUAGAGUAUACUCUGAAGGUAUAUAUUUGUGAAUUAAAUGCAGAAGUCACUAGCAGAUGCUGCUAAGGGCUGCAGAGUUACAUUAAGAGAAGAAACAUUAAUAAAAUUUCGUCCUUCGCCUAAUUUCAAAAAUAUGAAGAAGUUCAUAAAAUCGAAAAUAGAUUUUACAGAGAACUGCAACCAGUCCCAUUAUCAUGGGACAGAACAUUCACCAACAAAUACUUCGCCAGAACCAAUAACGUCACUGGAGGAGCAGAAAGCUUUGCUGGAAAAGGCAAAGCAUGCGCAACCUCCCUUACCACUAGAACCUCCACCCACUACCCCAAUUGACUUUAGCCUACCACAUAAACAAGAAAUUGAAGAUCAUGGAUAUCAGAGCAGAUUAAGAUCGCCUACACUAAAUCUUCAUGAGACCAGUGAGGUCUCCUCACUAUCAUUACCAACAGAUUAUGAUACAUCACAAGUGGAAGCCAGUGUAAAACCAGAAAAAACCAUGUGCAGAGACUACAUAAGAGGAACUUGCAGUAGGGCAGGGACAUGCGUAUAUGCUCAUGAACUAAUUCUGUCGCAGUUACCUGGUGUAUACACAUUCUGUAAAAACUUUCAGAAUACACGUUGCACAUUUCCAUAUUGCAAAUAUGUACACGCAUCAAUAUCUGAAGAGCAAAGGUUUUACAGGACUGGAGAGAUUGCUUUUGCUCACCACAAGAAGCCUCCGCCAGCUCCCAUGCCGACAGUACUAGGCCCACCACCUCCACCUCCACCCGAAGAGCCAGCUCCUGUGCCGAUGUUUGCAAAUCCCCCACCUGUAUUGGUUCCCACUGUUCCCAGUGUUGAAAAACCUCUUAUCUCGUGCGUGCCGCCUGCUAACUUGGAGCCAAGGACUAUGGACGAUUUCAUGAUCGCUCCACCGCCGCGCGACCUCGACCACAAGGCAAAAAAAUGCAAAAAUUGCGACACAAUGGAAUUCAGAUUGCAAUUCAAUAAGGAUAAGGCUGAAAAUAUGAGACAGUCUACAGUGGAGCUAAAAAAUAAAGUGGCGCGUUUGUCGAGGAAGUCGCAGACAUUAUAUACUGUGCUGUUGUCGCUUAUGAAGCCGCAAGUCAGUAAAAGACAAGAAGGGCUCAACGGAUUGUCUAUGUCUUCACUUCUCAGCAUUGUCGGCGACUCAGAAAAGAAUAUUCUUUCUAAUCUGCUGCUGAAGGACGCCUCGGAGCAGAGCCUCCUCUCCGAGAUCCGGGACCCGUGCUCGUAACUUACACACGGGACCUUACUUAUGAUACGCCGUGAGACUUUAUAUAGACUCAGUGUGCAAUUGCCCCAUCCUACAAACAAAUAAUCCUACUCUUAUACUUUCAAAGCGAAACCUAGGGUAAACCAUACAAGGGUUGGCACCCACACCAACUGCACGAACUCCCAGUCGAGAGGCCAGCAGUAGUACAGUUUACCCUAUUACUUUUUGUGCCAAACGCGCAGCCAGGUUACGUACUUUGUACUUCCCAUUUUUAUAGAACUGUGAACGAAUGACUGACAUAAUAGUUCAGAAUCGUACGAAAAUAAUCAGUUCUGGAGAAUGAUGGGUGGUGCUGUUCAGAUCGCACUAGCCUAAAGAGACUAGCGAACCGCUUGUCUUAUAGCGAAGUAAGCAAUCUCAAAUAACAUAUAUAUUAUGAUAAAUGGCGCCUAACUUAUAUAUCGGCUUUAAGAUUCAUCUCAGAGUAUUAGCUAUUCAUUUUAUACACGGUAAAGAGCUUAUAAAAAUCUGAAUACGGUUUAAGUUAUUUCAGCGAUCGAAUAUAAAAUUUGAAGCCGGCGAUAAUACAAUUUACCAUUUUACAUGCCUAACGUAUCAUGCCACACUAUGUUUCAAAAUUUAACUAGUUAGUUUUUCCGAAAUACAUUACUUCACCGAAUCAGUAGUAAGUAUCAAUAUGAUGAAUGUAUGAAUAUGAAAAGUGUGUGCGUGUAAUCGUUACCCGCGAUUGAAGUUGAAAACUUCUUUGCCGUUUAUCGCUAUGUUGGCACUUUGACGUGUGUCCUAUUGUGCGUGUGUUACUACUGAGCGUAACUUCCGUCAGAAAAAAAUCUGAGUUACCCUCUAGUCGUGCCUAAAGAAGUUUUACUUCAAAAAUCAGUCUCUUGUGGUCAUUUUAAUGUCAGUAAAUGUUGAAUUCGAAUCUGAAAAAAUAAUUAUUAGAUAGCACAGUUCCUUAACAUAAAGCGUAUAAAUUAUUAAAAGCACACGCAUUGUGCAACUGCACAUAUUUAGGAUUCAAGCACUGAUAUAAUUGCGUGUUAGUUAUGUAAAGUUGCAUAAAUAGGUAUGUAACUAAAAAAUUAUGUCGAUAUGACUAUGGAGUUGAGUGAAAAACAAAAUAUAAUAUUUUAUCAUGAAUAAUUUAAAUACUUCUCCGAGUAAUUGUAAGUGGAAUGAUAAUUUUAAGUAUAUAUAGUUUACGAUAGAAAUUACAUGAUUAGGUAUGUAAGUUUUGGUAAUGUUUAGUUUUUAGUAUAAGUAGGUAUAUAGGUACGGAGCGAUGGGAGCAUGCGCUAAUUAUUGUAUAGCUCGCAGCCAAUUAUGUUACCUUUCACUUCAACAUUUACAUUACUUACCUUUUGGGCACGAAGCUAUAGGUGCCUAAAGCGGAGGAAGCACUACGACCAAAAAGUGUGACCAAACGAGAAGUCAAACUACAGAAUUACAUCUAGUUUGGAAUACGGGAGAAACGACGUCAUUUGACAAUAUAGUUAGCAAUUCAAAAAGCACUAGUGCUUCACGUCAAUCCACGGUGACUCGCGUUUCUUCAUAGUCACUAUAAGUGACGGUCUUCUCGAAUAUUUCAAAUUUAUUGCUGCCUGUAUCGAAAACUUGGUAAUAAUGUCACAAAGUGUGAAUAAUAAAUAGUUAUAUAUCUCAAUAUAUAUAAUAAUAACUUGUGUAAGUGUGAGACACAGUCUUUGGGUUUGAUGCUCUCUUCUGGACAGCACUUUUUGGUCAAAGAGCUCAAUCUACUCUAGGUAUAUCUUCGUGAUUUUGGGUCGGCACGUGACGUUUUGACUCGCAUUUUAUUGAAAUGAUUGGUCUGAUCCAAGCGGCGGGGCUGUAGAUUGUAGAGUAUGAAAAUGAGUAACUCACAGACGGAUAAAUACGCUAAAAGUAAUAAAGUUAUGUAGGCCGUAAAACAAAGACGUAAUACAGUCAGAAGCAGAAGUGACUAAGCGCACACGCGCGCCCUUAUUUUCUUAACAAUAAAGUUGUAUCCAAAUUAUGUUGAAUAUCUUACCCGCCUAGUAGCUACUUUUGCUGUUUAAUGUGUGUAUCUACAUUUAUAAUUCUUCUGAUCUCAUAAAAUAUUUAAAAAAAGUGCCUAUUAGUUAGGUUAGGAUAAUCAAUCGUUUUAUAGAAUGAUCAAAAUUAUAAGUGUUAUGCGUGUUGUAUAAGAAGAUAAUGUUUCAAUGUGUUAGUCAUAAGAAAAUUAUUAGAAAGGUACCUACAAAGGGUUGCUAAGAAAUCAAUAAUAAUUAGGUCAGGAUUACACUUGUAAGUUUUACUUACGUAAGUAUGGACACAGCUAUACUACAGAAUGAGAUAUGAAUAUCGUUAUCUCAUUCUAGCAAAUAGCUUUGUCCCUACUUACGUAAGUAAAACUUACAAGUGUAAUCCUGGCCUUAGAGAUAGACCAAGAUAAGUCUGCAACGAUUUUGAUAGCAUACGCAGUGCAAGUGUUAUUUAUAAGUACGUCAUAAUUUCAUAGAAGUUUGACGUUUAAAAAAACUUGCACUUCGUGUGCUACCAAAAUCGUUGCAGACUUAUCUUGGUCUAACUCUAGUAUAGAUACCAGACCAGACCGCUUGGCAUGGCUUGCGUUUUCGGAUGCGGCUUCAUAUGUCAAGCGCGACUUUGAGUAUGGAAACGCGCGCGCAUGUCAUGCUAAGCUGUCAAGAACAGAGGAACACAGAUUGUAUAUUAGAAAUCAUUUAAUAUUAUUUUCACCACACCAGCUGGUAAAGGCUCUUUUGAUUGUUCAAAAACUGAUAAGAAAGUUGCAUUUUAUCCACAUGUGAGGCAAAGUAAUCAAAUGAAAAUUUUGAGCUGUUUGCUUAUGUUUGCUGGUAGAAUUUACUUAUAAAUGAUAAAUAUUUAACGAUGCGUUCUGACGUUUUUCGGGGGUCUAUUAUAAACCGUCAAUAUACCGUACCGUUGAACGUCGUUUGUAGUUUUUUUGUCUCUUUUUUUCUGUUAAUGACGUGACAGGGACAGAGAUAAUAGAAUCCAAGUAUUUCGAACUUUUAUUAGGCCCCGCAUGUUGAAAUGACAUUUGAAUAUAAAGGUCACUUGAAUGCAUCUUGAAUGGCAUUUUGUCACACUCAGUGCGAUUUUGCUCACUGUUUUUAAGUAGCAAAGUACCCUUGUUCUAGCUGCUGAGGUGAAAAUUAUAUUUCUUAAUUAUAUUGAUAAACAAAUGCCCAGUACAUGUUUUCAUUCCUUUUAGUUCACCUAAAAAGUAUGUUUAUUUUGUCGCUUUUUCCGCUCUUUUUUUUUCUCAUACACAAGGAAAUAGCCCACCCUUACAUUUGUGAAAAAAAAAAAAAAAAAAAAAAAUGAACAGGUAGGUAAGUUAUGUUAUGUGUGCUCUCAUCGCGCCAGUCUCCGUUGACCAUAUUGUAAUUACAAUCGUGUUAGCUCAUCAAAUGCACUUAUUAAAAUAGACACUAUCAUAAAAUACUUAAGAUAUAGUUAGAUAGUUAUAUUCUUAUUUAUUACAAUAUUCAGAAGAAAAAUACGUACUUGCGCAAUCAUUAGGAUAAGUGGCCGUAAUGUUGUAGAUGAUUAAUUAAAGACUGGCUAGCUGAAGGUGGCAGUAGCAAGUAGGUAGUCAAACAAAGAAAAGUCUGCAGAGAUUUUGACAGCACACGCAGUGCAGGUGUUAUUUUAAAUGACAAACCUAUGAAAUUAUGACGUAUAAAUAACACUGUCACUGCGUGUGCUGUCAAAAUCUCUGCAGACUUUUCUUGGUCUAACUCUAUUAUACUUUUGGUAUUCACGCAUUUUUCUGACAGUGCCUGAGUGUAGUGUAGUGGGCUACCACAGUUGACUGGUCCUGGCUAUGUUAAAGUUAGCGAGCAAUCGCGGUGUAGCACGGCCAAGUAUUUAAAAAUUAUUUAUAAAAGGUGCGUUUAGUCCAGAUCUGCCGAUUGCUCCGCUAGCGCGCCGUUCACAUGUCGCUCGCGCACUGCACUUCUAAUGCCGAGCAGUUAGAAGUGCAGUGCGAAAGAAAUGUUCUAACAUGCAGGGGCAUUCCCCACACCUGUACAGCUACCACUAGUUUGGCACUUUGGCAGUUUGGCACCAUAGAAUAAAAAGUAAAUUACGUGAAUAUUAUAUUAUAGUACUUUUCAAACUCGAUGGGUAGGAUGACAGCUUUAAUUUCAAUACAAUUUUGCGAGAUUUGGCGUUUUUAGGUUAUAAUAUAAGUUAUAUGGAGAUGACCCCUGUCAUUCUAUAUCGAGUUUUAAAUAUAUUAUACAGACCCCGGACUUUUUUCGCAAUGAUGUCACAAUAGGGAAGUUUGGGGUGCCAAUUGUCAAUACAAAUAAAUCCAAGCAACCGUUAUAAAUCAUGCUUAAUGGAUAUAUUCUGCUAGAAGACGUAGCCUAACCGCAAGUCAUUUAGAACAACUUUUGAUCUGUUACGGGGAGUUGUUAACGAAAGAACAACAUCGAUAAAUUAAUCAAUUGACCACUAUUUACUUACUGGAAAUUUAUAUCGUGAAUGCCUUUCGUAUGCUUAGGAGCAGAUCUGCUCCAUAUAUAUACAACUCUAGCAUGAAGUGGUCACGAUUGCUAUUUAUAUGGCAAUUUUUUGACAUGCGCAUACGAAAGGUUAAUUAACACCGCUCCAUUUACUCCCCAAACUACCCUAUUCUGACGUCAUUGCGACGAAAGUCCGGGGUCUUUAUAGCGUUAGCGAUUACACCUCUCGCGUCGAAUGAUCUCUAAAUAGAUGACGGAUUGAUGAAAUAUGUUUUACCCUACUUUAAUAUGUAUUAUAUUUCUAUAGUACAUUACUACAGAGGCCGGAUGUUAUGAGGCCGGCAACCCCUAUUCACGCCGAGGUAUGUGUGCUUUUCUCAAACAUGCAAUGAAAUAAACGAAAAAAGUCCACGAAACGAAAGUUUUAUUUAUAGAUAAUGACAUUCAAACUUUAUUUAAACUCUCAUACAUAACCGGGAAUCGAACCUGUUCAAUAUUCUUUAUGUAAUCGCAUGUAGUAUUUUUUUGUAUAAUUGAGCCUGAAAGUAUAAGGUUAAGCAUGAAAGAGUUAAAAAAAAUUGAAUGCCAUUAUUAUUAAAUCUAAAAUCGAAGCCAUGGUUCCUAAGAACAGAUGUCGCUAUCUCUCAUAGUUUCAGACUUCUCCCUACUGACCCAUUUCGAUUGAUCACUG
Messenger RNA from Cydia strobilella, 6538 nucleotides. RefSeq lists its product as uncharacterized. Gene Ontology annotation, molecular function: RNA binding; metal ion binding. NCBI's taxonomy places the organism in Eukaryota, Metazoa, Arthropoda, Insecta, Lepidoptera, Tortricidae. The coding region runs from base 131 to 1348 and encodes 405 amino acids. Gene Ontology annotation, biological process: regulation of RNA splicing. The transcript is spliced from 8 exons. The record is from RefSeq and is a predicted model, not a curated record.